AUGAAUAACAUCAAUUUCACAAAUCCAAGUUCUAUAUCACAAUUCCCUUUACGACCACAACAAGUUCUUAACUUCUCAUAUUCUCAAAAUGUUCUUCCAUCUGAAGGACACUCACCUUUUCAAAAUCGUCAAUUUGCUGAAAAUGAAACAUCCUUCCCUAUGUCGCAACAUUUUAACAUGUCAGAAGGUGAAGGUGCAAAUUCAAACUUUAAUUGGUCAUAUAGAUCAACUGCUGACUCUGAUGACGAUAAUGAUGAUGAAGCUGAAGAAAAUGAAGGUGGGGAUGUAGGAGGCGGAGGUAGAGGCAAUACGGAUCGAAGGAAUUUUUGGUCGCACGCUGAAGAUGAGGUCCUUGUGAGAGCUUGGCUUGAGGUAAGUAAAGAUAAAAAAAAAACAAAUACCAACCAAAAGGGGAAUAAAUUCUGGGCAAAAGUUGAGGCAAUGUUUAAUAAUGUUAGAUUAUUUAGAGAGAGGCAAUUUGAACAAGGUACUGAAGAGAUUAAGAAGGAUGAUUUGCUAAGUGUAAGGGCUUUGGAGCCACUUAGAUGUCGGUGGAAAAGGCUAAGUGCUAAUUGUUCAAAAUUUUCUGGUGCGUAUGCACAUGCUGCAUCAAGGAGAGGAAGUGGUCACUCUGACAACGAUGUUAUUAAGAUUGCGCGUAGAAUUUAUAGAGAUGACAAAACUAGGAAAAAUACCAGUAAAGUUUUCCAAGAUAUGCAUGCUUGGGAUAUUCUGAAAAAUGAACAAAUAUGGGCGAAAAUGAAGAUCCAGUCGAGACAAGUAAGCAGAAGACAGCAACCCAGUCCAGUGUUUCAAAGAGAUCUUGAAUUAAUGAAGCUGGUAAUUACUCGUCUUCAACAAACCCAGAUACACCGACCAGUGGUGAUGCUGGGUGUUCAGGCUUCCCCUCUAUUGAUGAUUGUACCAAAAAUAAAGGUAAGAACAAAGUUAUGA
This is a messenger RNA of Chenopodium quinoa (quinoa), 954 nucleotides long. RefSeq lists its product as uncharacterized. Lineage: Eukaryota; Viridiplantae; Streptophyta; Magnoliopsida; Caryophyllales; Amaranthaceae. The coding region runs from base 1 to 954 and encodes 317 amino acids. The transcript has a single exon. The record is from RefSeq and is a predicted model, not a curated record.